Molecule: messenger RNA, 324 nt
Organism: Echinostoma caproni
Lineage: Eukaryota; Metazoa; Platyhelminthes; Trematoda; Plagiorchiida; Echinostomatidae
Source: the annotation of a GenBank genome assembly
AUGGUGACGGGGCCAAUCAUCACCAGCGCAAACAUCGACCCCAGCAAUAAAGAACCCUUUACUAUUGGACAACAGAAUGUUCUGAAACAGUUGCUGAUACUCAAACCCAAAGCGGAUACCGAUCUGUUGGAGGCUAUCAUCCUUAAGGAGUGCGCUGACACACUUUUGCCAGUGCUCACAGCUCUGUUUAACCAGUGCUUGAAGAACGGAAUUAUACCGGAUCGUUGGAAAGCUGCCUCAAUCGCUCCAAUGCCUAAACGAGCCACCUCAAAAUUCCGUCCCAUUGCAUGUAGGUCUGUUGUGUUAAAGCUUUUCGAGAAGUAA